Molecule: messenger RNA, 3292 nt
Organism: Saccostrea echinata
Lineage: Eukaryota; Metazoa; Mollusca; Bivalvia; Ostreida; Ostreidae
Product: endophilin-B1-like
Exons: 12
Coding region: 58-1230 (390 amino acids)
Biological process (GO): membrane organization
Cellular component (GO): membrane; cytoplasm
Molecular function (GO): protein binding
Source: RefSeq, a predicted model, not a curated record
AUUAUUCACUGCGAAGAAACCGGAAGCAUUUGUCUGUCAGCCCUAAUCGAUCAUAUUAUGGAUGCAAAUACAGGACUAUUCAAGAUGAAGAAAUUUGUGUCAGACGCUUCGACGGUUUUUAAUCGUGCAGUUCAGUUCACAGAGGAAAAGUUAGGAUCUGCAGAGAAAACAGAGCUUGAUGCACACUUUGAAAAUCUUCUCCAGAGGGCUGAUAAAACCAAAUUAUGGACAGAAAAAAUCUUAAAACAGACAGAGUGUGUGUUACAACCCAACCCAAAUAUACGAUUGGAAGAAUUUGUGUAUGAAAAAUUAGACAAAAAGAAGAGAGACCGAGUGAAUCACCAUGAAGUGUUAGGACAUGUCUUGGUGGAUGGGGGCAAUGACUUUGGUCCAGGCACAACUUAUGGUAAUGCCCUAGUAAAGACUGGUCAAGCCCAGCUUAGGAUAGGGAAUGCAGAGAGGGAAUUUAUACAAGCCACGGCUAACAAUUUCUUACAACCUCUUCACAAUUUUUUGGAAGGGGACAUGAAAACUAUUCAGAAAGAGAAGAAAAUUCUGGAGACAAAACGAUUAGACUUGGAUGCUUCCAAGAACAAACUCCGUAAAGCAAAAUCCUCAUCACAACCACAGUCCUCUCAGAAUUCCUCCCAGAAUGUGUUAAUGAUGGUUGAGGAAGAGAAUCCUGUCAGGUUUCACCUUGAUGAUGCUGUGGCUAGAGCGGAGGCGGAAUUGCGUGUGGCCCAGGCAGAGUUUGACAGACAAGCAGAGAUAACUCGAUUACUACUGGAAGGAGUCAGCAGUGCUCAUGCCCAUCACCUGCGCUGCUUAAAUGAUUUCAUCGAGGCCCAGUUAACGUACUAUGCUCAGUGCCAACAGUAUAUAUCUGACUUGCAGCACCAACUUGGAAGUUAUUCUCAGACUGUUGGUGUUGGGAACAGUUCCUCCAACUCCUCGGGGGCAGGUAUAUCCACCAGUAUCCCCUCUUCUGUCCCCCUGCAACCCUCUGCACCGCCCCAGAUCAAUGUCAUAGCAGCCACACCCAAUGUAGAGAAAAAACAGGCUCGCGUUUUGUAUGACUAUGAUGCUGCAGAUAGUUCUGAGCUUACCUUAUUAGCUGACGAACUCAUAACAGUUUACAGAACCCCAGGAAUGGACCCUGAUUGGUUGAUGGCCGAAAGAGGUCCCCAAAAGGGAAAAGUUCCUACGACAUAUCUGGAAGUAUUAGAAUGAUAAUGAACCCACAAAAUAUUAGCAUGACCAUAAGAUCUUCUUUUUAUGUGAGAUUUUAAUUGACUUUGAAUGUUGCAAUAUGUCGUUGUUGAAUUUUUGAUAUGUAGGCUCUACCUGUUUAUUUUAUGGAUAUCUGUUAUACCACAUAAAUAAUCUGCAGAAUAUUGUUAUAUAACUUAAUAUACACAAAACAUUCUAUUCCAAUCAUAUGGCAAAACAUUAAGUGACCACAUUGUAUAUUUCUAGUAUUUCUCACGCUGUAUGAAAUUUGAAGAAAAAAAAGUGAGUGAAUGGGUUUCGGUAAACAUUUCAUUACUCUACAUGUAUGUGUUAUACCCUGUUUUUAUCCAUUCAAUAUUCACAAAUCGAUUUUACGUAUUCAUUUAUGUGUACUGUCAUUAUAAAAAUGUAUGUUUUUAUUGAACAUUGGCAUGUAGUGUACAAUUUUUUGUUUGAAUUAUGUUCUUGAAAUUGCAAGUCUUGAUUGAAUUGAAAAGGAAUAGAUAAAGCUAGGUUUGUUCUCAGCAAACUUUCUUGUGAACGAAACUUCAUGCAAGAAUGAGUUUCGCAUAAAAUUGAACUUAAUUUUAGGUUAAAUUCAUAUGAUUUAAUAUUCAUAUAAGUUUGCAUUAAUUUCAUGUGAAAAGGUUUCAUAUGUUUGUUUGUAUUUAUUAUUUCAACAUUUAUUAAAAACAUUGAGAGGUUUUAAUGAUUUAGGCAUACAUGUAAGAAUAGUGUAUUUCUGUAAUAGAAAUUGUUCAUGAAGUACAUGUAUGUGUACCUGUAAUUUUUCUUUCAGAAUAUAAUUUAAGGUUUAAGAUAUACUUUACGGUUUGAGAAUUUUGAAGAGUUUUGUAUGCACAUGCUAAAUUAUCCUUCUCUUGCAAUAGGUAAUUUUUAUCCUCAAGAAAAUAUUUUCUUGGUAGUCGGUAGUGAAAUAAGGAAUUUUUCUCUAUAGUUAAACCAUUGGAGACAACAUGCAAUCCUUGGGACAGUUGUAAACUGCUAUUUUUGUGUUAACUCAAGGUCACUGUUAGAAUUAAAUAGCUUUUUUUUUUAUUUAGGUUAAAAGUGAAUAGCAGUAUUAUAUGUGUUGCUCUGUAAAUUGUUGAGUAUUAAUUUUGGUGGAUUUAAAUGAAGUGGAGCCAUUCUUGUGACAUGUUGGUAAUACUCUAGGGAUUUUUUUGAGUUGAAUAGACUUCAGUGUUGUAAAUGCUAUACUGUAUAUUUAUUUCAGAAUUCAUGUACUAGUAUUAUUAGAAGAGAAAUAUUCCUUUAUGCUUUAACGUCAGACGACAUGUUCUUCAGUAAUAUAUAAUUUUUUCUAAGAAUUUGUCCUUGAAGUAUUGCAACUUUAUAACAAGUUUCCUCACAAAAAAUUGAGGUACCUUUCCAGGCAUUUUGCAAAAUACCAGAUGAUGGUGAUUCUAUAUAAUCUUAUUGGGAAUCUCUUGAAUUGUCAGUAUCACAAUUUUUGCUGUAUUUAUUUUUAAAGGCGUUUUGAAAAUAGUUUAAAAAUCACACGAGAAUGAUAAUUAUGAAUAUUUUUCUAUAUAUUAUGAAGAGAUAAAAAACAUAUAUUCGAAGAAUGUGUCGUCUGACCUUAAACCCCAAAAGAAAGUAAAGAUUCUGACUGAUGAUUUUAUUAAAUAUAUUCCUCCUAAACACAAAUUGAUCUGGUAUAUGGGGCAUUUAUCACAGAUUCCAUGAAAUUCAUCCUUUGUCAAAGUUACAUGAACCAUUUUGUUGUUGUGAGAAAAUACCCAAUCUUGCACCAAAUUUGAUUAAAAUUGUUUUAUAAUUAUAGUCAUUAAACCAUGUACCAAUAUUCUAAAUACAAAAUCUGUAAUUUCUGGUUUCUCAUUUUUCAAGGAAGCUUUUCAGAAGAAUGAUAAUAUUUCACUACACAGUGGGUAAUCCUGCUAGGGUUUAGAUUCUCUUUGAUGGAUCUGUAUGUAGCUUUGGGUGAAAAGAAAAUCAGUACAACAUUGUUUUAAACCUGCAUAUGUUUGUUUCAUUUGAUGAAAACAUUCAUUUUAAAUAAAAAGUCAUUGAUAUAAAA